Molecule: messenger RNA, 1140 nt
Organism: Aspergillus calidoustus
Lineage: Eukaryota; Fungi; Ascomycota; Eurotiomycetes; Eurotiales; Aspergillaceae
Source: the annotation of a GenBank genome assembly
AUGCCGGGCGGUGGUCGCUUUUACGGGAGCUUGGAAUGUUUUAGCGUAAUUCUACCUUCCGUGGCGCCAGAGACCUUGACGCGGUCUGCUUGUGAUGCAGUGGGGUAUUUGUAUUUUGGGCAUAGAACACCAUCGCGGGACCUGGCGACUCGCCAUCAAAGAGCCUAUGGGCAGGCAUUACACCAACUACGGCUAGCGCUCGAAGAUCCUGUUGCGCAAAAGCAGGACGAGACUCUUUUGGCUGUGUGGCUGCUGUGUCUCUAUGAGCUAAUGCUCGGAACACCCCCCGAUGCGCCGGGCCCAGGCCCGAGUAACUGGGCUGCUCAUUCUUUAGCGCUGACCGGCUUGUUGCGGGUCAGGGGCCACCAGCAUUUCGGUACCAGGACAGGUUGCCAAUUGUUUCAAUUGUGCUACCAUCAUAUUCAAACGUGUGCCCUGCAGUCAGGAACAGAGCCUGCUGCAGAAGCAAAGCAGUGGUUCGAAGCAAUACGGACGAGUGUCAACACCCAAGAUCCUUUAUAUCUAUUUUUACCGUUUCUCUUGUUUGGCGACGAAGCGGCACAUAUCUGCAGCGGUGCGCUAAGGGCCUGGGACAGAGCCACUGAACCCGAAGAACGGCUUACCACUCUUUAUACCACAUUCCACUCGGCCCGUGCUCUGGAAUUCUCAAUGCACGGAUCGUGGGAGCGUCUCCGCUCGUUGGGCUCGCCGCCGGAUGCUCCAGAGAAUCCCAAGCAAACACAUCUACUCCUCCACAUCCGGAAUCAUAUCGACACCUGCAUCAUUUGUGUCCACUCCGUCUUGUUGGACCUGCUUCGUGAAGCGCUAACGUGGCCAGAAAUCUUCCCUGGGACUCACAGUCAGCUCGGGGAGCUGCAGCAGGUUUGCACGGAGGUUUCGCAAGAACGCGCCGACCGCAUUUUGUCGAGCAUCGCGCAGUUUUUGCCAGAUGGUGGCUCCAAUAUUCCAGGGUGGGCGGAUGCAUUGCGAUUGAUGUGGCCUGCGAGGGUUAUUUUGGCGUCCUCUGCGACGCAGGGAAGUAGAGCGGAUACGGCAAAGGUGGCUUUGCGGAGAAUUGCGUAUGAGGUCGGGAUCAUGCAGGCUGUGGGCUCGUUCUUCAAGCCUGCUCGUGUCUCUUAA